This is a messenger RNA of Bipolaris maydis ATCC 48331, 1494 nucleotides long. RefSeq lists its product as uncharacterized. The record is from RefSeq and is a predicted model, not a curated record. NCBI's taxonomy places the organism in Eukaryota, Fungi, Ascomycota, Dothideomycetes, Pleosporales, Pleosporaceae.
AUGGCCGCCAGCCCUGGUCGUUCGUACUCACCAGAGUACCUCGAGCGACUGUCAAGUCCUGAUUAUCUUGCUGGCGACGAGUCCUUGUCAGAUUCACAGAGUGUUGCUAAAUCGGAUCACCGACCGAACGCUGCUGCACCUCUGAGCGCCGAUGAGGACCGAAUGAAUUCAGAUUCUCCAGCGCCCAGUCAGGAACGCAGUCCAGUCGGCAGUGACAGCAACGAGGAGAACCCGCCGUUGAAGCGGUUCAAAGGAGACCUAGACUCGUAUUACGAAUCUUCUGACGACUGCAUCCCACCCAACCGCCCCCAAACAAGCCCAAUCGACGGCGAUAGCAAUGAGGAACCUGCAUCCUCGAAGCAUUCGAAGACAGAUCAAAUCAAUUAUUACGACUCGUCCGACAACAACACUCCACCCAACCGCCCACCAACCAGCUCCACCGCAAACCCUCCCCCCCAAAAGCCUACUCAAGACAAGAAGAAACCCAGCACCUCCGCACCCCCCUCCAAACCCCCCAAGAAAAACCUCCCAAUCGCCAAAGAAUCCAUCAUCCACCAAAUCCAGCACCACUGGGGCCCCAACUUCAUCAAAUCCUUCAUCCCAAAAUGCCACCGCCCGCUCGUCAAAUCCGCCACUCCCAAGCGCAAACGCAAGUCCACCUCGCCUCGCAAACACGAGUCCAACCCCCACAACUGGACCCCAUCCUCCCUAACCUCCAUGCUACGCAUCGCCAAGCUCACCUCAGACAAGACGUGGCUGCACAAGGCCAUGCGCGACGUGGUGCGGCACCGCAUCCGGCACACGGGGAACCGGAAGCCGCAGCUGGGCCGCGCGGAUUUCGACAUCAUCGAGGAUAUGCUGGGGAAAGGGUGGGGGGUGCAGUAUGCGUUUGGGGUAAGGUACAAGCAUUUGGUUAAAGAGGAAGAAGAAGGGGGGGAGGGCGACGACGACGAGGAGGAUGUGGAGUAUUUGUUUGAUGCUGGGCCGGACAGUAGCGAGGAAGAAGAAGAAGAAGAAGAAGAAGAAGAGGGGGAGAGUGAAGAGGUUCAGCAGAAGAAAGGCCGUGGUACUAGUGGCAAGGGGAAGAAGCAAAGUAAGACGUGUGAAGAGGUACAUAUAUCGUCUUCUUCUUCAUCGCCUGAAACCAUCAACCCGUACCAGCAUGUCUGGUGCAAAUCGCGGUAUGGCAUGUUUCCGCCGCUGCCACACGCUUCUUCUUCUGCGCAUAGUGCCCCGCAGGCUGCGAAGCAUGCUUCGGCUGGUACACAGAAAACGAAACAGAAAAGCACAACGCGCGGUGACGAUGCACCGCGUAGUCAGGAUGACUCGCUGUUUGUACCGGAGGGGACGGAGAGGGAUGGGUAUGAGGAGUUUGAGGAGGAAGAGGAAGAACAGGACUACGAGGCGGAAAUCGCAGCAGCAAAGGCAGAACUCAAACUUGCGCGGUUAAGGGCUGCGGCUGCGAAAGCGAACAAACUGAAGAGGAAGAAGUGA